GAUCUCAGACAGUUGUCUACACUAUACUCGCAACACUGGUUGACCACAGCUUAUGUGUAAGCAUUGAACAAAACAUUCGAUUACAGUCUGUAGCAACGUACAGAGAAAAAUACGCAGGACUUCCCCAUAUUAUACGUAUGUUUCACGAUUUUACGAUAAAUAGUUUCGACGUUGAUGGCAUGGCACCAGAUCCGCAUAUUGCUUGCAACCUUGAAAAACCGUGUAGUAUCCGAUUAUCUACAGAAAAUUGUUAUUUCCAUCUAAAACUAUCGUGACCGGGAGUGCAUUAACAUUGUCCGUAGGAAGUGAUCUAUCCUACAUCAGUUAGCAGAACAGGCACAAGAGAGUCUUUUGCAGCAUCAGCGAUUCCUGUCUGACGGAUGCGAGAUACGACUGCGCCAAAAUGGAAGAACCAAAGAAAGAGAAUAAGCAUUUGGACCACUACUAUGAGGACAGUGAAAUAGACACGUAUUUCUCGAAUAAUAAGGUCAAGAUUCCGGUGACUGAGAAGGUAUGUUGAAAUAGUUGGUUGUCAAUGUAUCUAAUACAUAGGUCAUGUACUCUAGUGUCAGACUAGUUCAUAAGAAAGUCAGGUUUGGUAUCCAGUCAACCCAACAAAUUCACAUUUUCUAGAAGGAGUCAGUCAAGGAUUUGUUUGUCUUUUAAUUCUCAUAGUCUAUAGUGAGGAUCAAAGUGCACUUGAGAUAAUAUUUUAAAAAAAUGCCAGUGCUUGCAGGUAAUUGUGGUGUUAGACGAUAUCAGGACAACCAUGUUUUCUUACAUAAUCUGCAAAGAUCGGCACAGGCCUAAUGAAGGUAAAUGUUUCCACCGAGCGGCUUCAACUUCCGCAAACUAUGGGCGUUCACAGGACCUGGGUUUCUAAUGUCUAUCGCUUACUUAGAUCCUGGAAAUAUAGAAAGCGAUCUGCAAUCAGGAACGGUAGGUAACUACAGACUAUUGUGGGUGUUAUUCGGUGCUACAGUCCUUGGGUUCAUAAUGCAAUCGUUGGCCACGAAGCUAGGUGAGUACUAGUCUUUCAUCCAUUUAUACGUUGAUUUAGAUUUUCCCACCGGAAGUUGGUAAAACUCCUUAUAACCUGCGCGCAAGGGUUGUCCUGCGGGUUUUGGAUUUAUUGUAACAUACCUCAAGAUAUUCUUCUGUCUAGUAGUUAUUUUUUUGAGGUAAAUAGAUAAAAUUCUUCUUAUUAUUAACAUAAUUGAAAAUCUCAUAAAUUUAUGCAUUCCACGAUUUCGUUAAUGAGAUAUUAGUUCUUUUUUUCCAUGCCACUAAUGAGGAACUAUAGCAAUCGCGAAAAUUUUCCAAAAUAUGCUUGGAUAUUAGAUGACAUGUACAUGUAGAAAAUGAAAUACCACAUCAUUCAGUUCAGUUACUACUUUGGCCAAGAAAAAAAAUUAUUAGUUUUUGAAAAUAUAUCGAGUGGCGGCGGAGCUAGAGGCAGAUUUCCAGAUCGGCUUAAAAUCGAUGAUAAUAGAAUUUUUGUGGACUAAGAUUUGUCUAAAUAUCUUCAAAUAUGGCGGAGCCGCUAGCCGUAUCUUUUCAGACAUUUGACCAAAUAAUAUAUAAACAAUUGACAAUAUAUGAAUUAUGACAUCAAACUUCUUAUCUUUAGAAGCUCCAUUCAAAUAUGCAAUAAAAUACAGGGUGUUCUAUUUAAAAAAAAUAUGUUUGCUAUGGCACGAAAUUACAGCUCAUAAAACUAUUUUCUGGUUUCGUUGGGACACACUGUAUAUAUGCUGGCUUUAAUGAUGAAAAUUGUUGCAUACGGAAUGCUAUUAACAACGAAGGUUGUAUAACCAGCCGAAUUUGCACUUGUUGACAAUUGGUGAAAAUUUAUAGUAUGUGGAAAUCCAGAUUAGAACCAUACUUAUCACAUUUAUAUUUUUCUAGGUGUAGUAACAGGGUUGCAUUUAGCCGAAAUGUGCCAUAGGCAAUACAAAAGAAUACCUAGAUUGAUAUUAUGGGUGAUGGUGGAGAUAGCAGUAAUUGGCUCUGAUAUGCAAGAGGUCAUUGGGACUGCUAUAGCAAUAUAUCUGCUAUCAAAUAAAAUUGUACCCCUGUGGGCCGGCUGUUUGAUAACAAUAAUAGAUACUUUCACAUUUCUCUUCUUGGAUAAGUAUGGACUGAGAAAAUUAGAAAUGUUUUUUGGGCUCUUGAUAACUGUAAUGGGGAUCACCUUUGGUUAUGAGUAUGUUGUCUCAGGACCAAACUCUAUGGACGUCGUAAAGGGACUUUUCAUACCGAUGUGCAAAGACUGCGACUCUAAGGUACUUCUCCAAGCAGUUGGUGUAAUUGGAGCAGUAAUUAUGCCGCACAAUCUGUAUCUCCACUCUGCCCUAGUGAAAAGUAGAGAUAUUGAUCGAAAAAAUCCAGAAAGGUUGAAAGAAGCCAACAUGUAUUAUUACAUUGAGAGUGCAAUCGCCUUAAUUUGCAGUCUAAUAAUUAAUAUCUUCGUUGUAUCAGUAUUUGCCUUCGGCUUAUUCCAGAAAACGAAUGGAGACAUCGUAAGUAUCAUCGAAUCAGGUGUUGAAUAUUUAAUUGCCUUUCAGAGUGAACAGCUGAAUGAAUAUGUUGAUGCCGACAUAUACAAAGGAGGCAUAUUCCUAGGAUGUGCUUAUGGUGUUGCCGCCUUGUACAUCUGGGCAGUUGGAAUAUUAGCAGCCGGGCAAAGCUCCACGAUGACCGGGACAUACGCUGGACAAUUUGCUAUGGAAGGAUUCCUUAAUCUAAGAUGGUCAAAAUGGAAGAGGGUCCUUUUUACAAGAAGCUUAGCAAUGGUGCCAACUUUUUGUACAGCGUUCUUCAGCAAUUUAUCUGAUUUGACAAGCCUAAAUGACUACCUGAAUGCUGUGAUGAGCUUGCAACUACCGUUCGCCCUCAUUCCCACCAUUGCUUUCACUAGCAAUCCAAAAAUCAUGGGAUCUUUCACAAAUGGCAUAAUAAUAAAGAUCAUCUCUCUAAUGCUGAGUGUAGUGAUAGUAGUCAUCAACAUCUACUUCGUGGUGGAAAAGCUGUUGAACCUGUCGCUACAGUUAUACAUCGUAUCAAUUAUAUACAUACUGGCCGUCUGCUACUUCAUUUUCAUCAUGUAUUUGGUGAUUCAUUUGUACAUUGCGAUGGGGGGGACCUGGAUGAGUGAUCACCCCGCUAUUGCCAAGUUCGUGAUCGUACCCCUGGGGCAGCAGAUCAUAGAUACAGAAAAGAAAGAGCAGAACGGAGUGUGAUUUUUAUGUGUAAUACCUGUUAAUUCAUUGUUUUUAUUUUAUGUAGAUAAGACGAUUUUGAAUAAAAUAAAUUUUAAUACUUUUGAAAUAAUA
Acanthoscelides obtectus is the source of this 3335-nucleotide messenger RNA. NCBI's taxonomy places the organism in Eukaryota, Metazoa, Arthropoda, Insecta, Coleoptera, Chrysomelidae. The record is from the annotation of a GenBank genome assembly.